AUUCCUCUGUCUCUCAGUACAAAGGGAAACUUCCUCUUUGGCUGCUUCUUCCCAGUUUCAAUAAAUUUAAUGCCAACCAAUUCUAAUUCUUGAAAACAAAAGCAUUGAUCAUCAUCACAGGUUUUUAACAACAAAUAACCAUGUUCCCUGGUUUAUACCAUGAUAUUGGCAAAAGGGCCAGAGAUCUUCUAUACAGAGGCUAUGCUCAGCAACCACCUAAUCUCUGCCAGUUCCAAGGCUUUGAUUGCAGCCUUGAUAUCUCCUGUCGAAUUGGAGACAUUGCACCUGGACUAAGGACCCUUUUUAACCUAGACAUUCCGGAUUCUGCAAGAGUGGAGCUGCAAUACUCGGGAGACUAUGCUGGGAUAACAGGAGGAUUGGGGUUGAAAGGAAACCCAAUUACAGGAUAUAAGCCCCUCAUAAACUUGUCGGGUGUGGUAGGAAGCGAUUUUCUAUCUCUUGGAACUGACCUAGCCUUUGACAUAUCAACUAGAACACUCAACAAAGUCAAUGCUGGUUUGAGCUUCAGCAGUGACUUCCUUAUUGCUUCCAUAAACUUGAAUGACAUGCUUGACACUUGGAAGGUUUCCGGUUGCCGCGUUAUCAACCCUCCGACCAACACUGCCAUUGCAGCAGAACUCAAGCAUACCUUUUCAGUCAAUGACACUGCCCUCACUAUUGGUGGCCAGCAUGCAAUAUUUCCUUUUACAUUGUUGAAGGCAAGAUUAAGCACUUAUGGCAGGGCAGGAGCUCUUAUUCAGCAAGAGUUGUUCGAAAAGCUUGUUCUAACAAUUGGUGGAGAGCUGGACUUUAUGGACAUAAGGAGAGUUCCUAAUCUUGGUCUGUCUGUGGCAUUCAACCUUUAGAAGAAGCCAGCACAGAAAGCUUCUUCUACAUCCACACAACAAAAGUACAAACAUAUGGAACUUAUGGUUUUCCUGGAAUAAUUUUUGCGUGUCAUACAAAAAGAUAUUGAGGCAAAUACUUUAGUAGUAAGUUAGAGGUACUAUUCUAGUAAAAGUAAAAUAAUUUAUUUGUAUUUUUUUAAGAGGCAGGAGAAGAAGUAAGUUAGUGUAUACUUCUGCAUCACUUCCAUUGGACAUGUACUUGAGAAAGUGAAAGAUAUAUGUAUACCGGUUUCCAGAAAAUGGUAAAAGUAUUAAUGAAUGGAAAUUACUCC
Juglans microcarpa x Juglans regia is the source of this 1180-nucleotide messenger RNA. RefSeq names its product mitochondrial outer membrane protein porin of 36 kDa-like. The record is from RefSeq and is a predicted model, not a curated record. Bases 141 to 866 code for a protein of 241 amino acids. Gene Ontology annotation, biological process: monoatomic anion transmembrane transport. Gene Ontology annotation, molecular function: voltage-gated monoatomic anion channel activity. The transcript has 5 exons. Gene Ontology annotation, cellular component: mitochondrial outer membrane. Lineage: Eukaryota; Viridiplantae; Streptophyta; Magnoliopsida; Fagales; Juglandaceae.